GCGCCUCCCUCCCAGCCCUGACGAGGAAGCAGGGCCCGGCCGCUCUCCUUUUCCCAUGGGGCUUCCCAGCACACAAUGCCGCCCCACCCUCCCUAGCCACGGAGCAGCAGCCACGGAGGAGCUGGGGGGACAGGAGGCACUUACCGAGUACAUGGGGGUCCCUCGCCGGACGGCGCCACUGACUGCAGCCGCCAUGGCCAGCUUCUCCUGCCGGCAGCCGUUGCCUGGCUAAGCCCUCUCCUUCCCAGCUGGCUCCCUCCUCCGGGGGCCGGCAGAGCCCAUGAACCCGCCCCUGCGCCCGUCCUCCUCGCCUCCCUGCCCGGCGGCUCUUCCAGCGCGGACUUCAGGAGGAGGGAGUAAGGAGAGAGGGGAUGGGCGGAAGUGCUCUGUGGGCGCCGCCAUCUUGCCGGGGUGGUGGCCGAGCGAGGACAAACCUCCUCCUACGGCGCGUUGCGGAUGGACUAAGUGAGCCGGCGAGGAGGAGGAGGAGGAGGACUCGAGCAUGGCGGCGACCCCGGCGGCUGGAUGCGAGCUGAAGCCGGGGGAGGACGACAGGGAGGAGAAGGGCUCCGCCUCGGUCAGCUGCCUGCUCGACGCCGUCUUGAGCUCCUUGUACGACUUCGGUGCGUGAAUGGCCGCGUGCGGGGAGUUGGCGCUUUGCAAGUUGCUCCAGACUCACCACCCUCCUCACCCCCGGAAACUUCUUGCAAGCGUCUCUCUCAGACUCGGGCUGCUCUCGUUUCUUCGGCACAUGCUGCUUUCAGACGUUACAAAAUUCCCGUGCAGCGCUUCCCGGGCCACAUGCACACCAUGCCUUUAAGAGCAGCGGUCCUGGCUUCCCACCCGCAAGGAUUUUGGGAGCUGUAGUUUUAAGGGUGCUGAGAGUUGUUAGGACUCCCCUCUCUCCGAGCUCCCUAGGAAGACGAGGGAUUGACUGUUAAACUACUCUGAGAAUUGUAGCUCUGGGGCUUCCUGACCCUUCUCAGCACCCUUCACAAACUACAGCUCCCAGGAUUGUUGAGGGGAAGCCAUGACUUGAAAGUGGUCUCAUGCAUGGUGCUUUAAGUGUAUGCUGUAAUUGUGGACCCAGUGUAUAGGGAAACACGUGUGGUGCUUGGCUGGGGUUUGUUCCGUUUUGCCAUCCCGGCUAUUAGGCAGAUACAUGGAGGAUUAGCUUUUAAUCUCCACUGUGAAAGGCAGUAUGCUUCUAAACAGGAGUUGUUUUGAUCCGGUCCUGCUGUGUGCUUCCCACGAGAAUCUGGUUGGCCACUGUGAGAACAGGAUGCUGGACUAUUUGGGCCAUUGGCCAGAUCCAGCAGAGUCAUUCUUAUGCUCUUACUUUGGUUUUACUUCUGGAAAACAGCUGAGUCUUCUUCAGCACUUUUGCAAAGGCAUGCUGCUUCAAUGGAACAUUAGAACUUCUUUUAGAAAGCAGGCAGCUUAUGAUACGGCUUAAACUAAUUGGUUGCUACUAGAAUUGUUAAAACAAUAAAGUAGUAAAGCAGAUACUAGUUCAGCAAAGAUGUUUGCAACUCCAAAUCCAGCAGGCCAGAGUGGAUCAAAACUGGUGUAGGAAAGUAAUCAAAAUUGCCACCUCAGGAACCUCUCUGAGGCUUUUUAGUUCAGUGUCACAAUGUCAGAACACAGGGUGGUGGUGAAGGUCUCUCUUCCUUAACCACAAUCUAUAUUCAUUGUUGUCCUAUGGUUACAGGUCACUCCCUGAUUUCAUAGGUUCCAAAAUAAAUGGUCUUUUCAUAUUUUCCUCCAGGGCCCAGUGGCGUAGCGUGGGGGGUGCAGGGGGGGCCGGCCGCACCGGGCGCAACAUCUGGGGGGGGGUGCGCUCGCACUCGCAGCUCUCUGCCCCUACCUGGCUCACUCACUCUCUCUCACUGCAGUGCUGGCUGUGCAAAUCUGAUCCGAGCCGCUGGGUCGCCGCCCACUGUGGAGGGGGUGGGUGCCAGGCGUGCGGUGCGGAGAGAGAGCGAGGGACUAUCUGGGGGAGGGACAGUGCAGCGGCCGCCCAGCGCAGCUCUGAGCGCGGGAGAGAACCACACCAGACCAGCCCAGGCAGCAGCAAGAAGAAGCUGGCAGCGGCGGCAGGUUAAGGGUUAGGGGGCGCAAAUUACUUGCCUUGCCCCGGGUGCUGACAACCCACGCUACGCCGCUGCCAGGGCCCCAUCCACUUAUAGAUUCCCUGCACUUAAAACUAAAACAUUUUUUAAAAUUAAAGCGGGAGAGAUUUUGUGUGUGUUUCCUACGUGGUUUGUGGAUGUGAUCUCUCUAAAUAGUAAACAUUCAUUUUAUAUUUAAAAAAUGAUGUGGUAUCCAAAAUCAUUCCAAUGCCUUUGUUCCAAUGCCUCUGCUAACCAUUGUUCACUUUUAAACCACAGGUGAAUCAUUACCGGAUGGGGGUGGAAAGAAAAAGAGCAAAAAGAGAAAUUCAAAUGAGAAGUUAACAUUGGCGGUCAGCAAAACUCAAGUGGAAAAUAAAAGCAUGAUUCCUGAAUCUGGUGCAGUACCUUUUGGUAAGAAGAAUAGUGCUUCCAGUUUCUUUGAGAGUCUGAAAGAUGAACUGGCUUAUGACUGUAUUCAUCAGAAAAGCACUAUCCCCAAAUCCAGUUCCCCUGAUGCUGAUACAUGUAAAUCUGCUCGGUUGGGAAACACAUCAGAGAUUGAAGUUGUGACAUUUCAUGGUCGACCUAGAAAGAAGAAAGCUAAACUUGAAAUUGCUGAAGAUGGUGGUUCUAAGGUAAAGUUAACCAGAUUUCAGAUCAGACCAGCUACAGGUUCUUAUUCACUCCAGUUGACUAAAUGAGUGGCUGUUUACAAGCCUGUUUCCGUCUACAGAACUCUAAACAAGUUGCCCUAAGCAUGUUCACUUAGUAAAUAAGACUUACUGGAAACAUUUGGACAAACAUAUCUCAGCUUAAACCUUUUGCCCAUGCAUGCAGUUCCAUUGUCUCUCGUUCAUACAACUAGUCAAACCAAGAAGCCUCUAAUUAAACACAUUGUUCUGUUUUGUCUGAACCAGGGAGCUGUGUUUUGCAGCUUUGGAACAAUCAAAGAUAUUAAGACAACUGUAAACCAUAGUUUUAUCAUCUGGCUUGUUCCGAAGCCAAUACAGUAACUAUUGGUUCCCUGAGAACCUUUGGUUAAUCAGAUGCCUCCUGGUUUGACUGCUUGCACUGUGAAGGGAGGGGCAAAGCAGCUGUAUGAGCAGGCAUAAGUCUCUGAAAAGGAGCAAGGCCACUGUGUUUAGUUGGACACAUUUCAUAAUAAAUGGGCUCAGGAUUGCAGCCAAACAGAACUGAAAGUACUCUAGCAUAAGCUGUAGAUAAGACUGUAAAUCUACAUGGUUUGCUUUUAUGUGUAUAUUUUGGAAUUGUGACAAAAUUUGAAACCUCAAGGAUACUUGUUUUAUAGAAUAAAGGCGAAAUAACAGGUAUAAGUACUGGCAGAACUCAUGUAUGUUUUAUUAGUAUAUUUGUAAAAUCCUGUGGAUAAAUAAGAUAGUGGAAUCGGUUAUGAAUCUCUUUAUGGCCUCUGAAAUGAAAUUCUGCUCCUAAUCUUAUUUCUUUAGAAGGAUGGCUUUUAAAAGUAUGAAAUCUGGGUUAAAAAACUCAGUUGGUUGGUAUAACAGUAGCCUUUAUAUAAUGUUCUGGAAUUAUAUGUUUAAUGGUAAUAUAAGACACUCCCCAGGUCUUUUCUUUUUUUUUAAGAGGAUAAUAACAAUUUACUAUUUAUAUGCUGCCCAUCUGACUGGGUUCCUCCAGCCACUUUGGGCAGCUUCCAACAAAUUAAAACACAAUACGACAUCAAACAGAUGUCUUCUAAAAGUCAGAUAGUUUAUUUCCUUGCUACAGUGGAAUUUUUAGGUUUAUAUCAGCUGUAAAGGUUUUGGGGUUUUUUUUGCUGAGUCAGGAUUUUGGUUUAUCUACUUCUGUGUUAAUUCUUCAUGCAAUAAAGUACUAUCUUAUUUUACAGUGUUACCCACACUCAAGACUUCUGUGGUCCUAUGCUAGAUUCUGACCCAUUUUUAGCAAUGUUUGCAUUAGACAUUCCAGUUCCACUCCACUUCUUUCUUGUAUCUCACGCCGCUGGUACAGUAGCCUCCUACUGAAACUGGCUUCUGAUUGGUGGUUCAACAAGAUGUCAUGAUGGGUGCUGGAUUGCCAAACACAAGCAUUGUGUGGUAAUUAAGUCUAAGCUGCAUGGUUUCAUUCCCAGAAUUUUAUCAUCAGUUUUUGGGUGUAUAGACAUGUUCUAUAGACAAGUGCUUAGGGCUCUUGCAGUACUGGUUUACGUCAUGUGAAUGUUGCAAGGAGCUUUGUAAAAGAUAGAAUGAGCAUUGUAAUUAAAUUAGAACAACAGUUGAACUCCUGAAAGCAUCUGUGUGCAUGAUGACUAUUGUCUUCUAAAAAGAAAAAUAAUUGCCAGUUUUGACCCUGCAGAAUCUCUUUACAUGUUUGAAAAUUAAUAGAGUAUAUAUUUGGUAAUGUCUCUAUCUGUGAACCAUGUAUCCUGACCCACGUCAUUGCUAACAGGGCAUAUUGAUGAGAGAGCCCUGUGAUGCUUUCAUUAUAUUCAUUCAUUGUCUGUCUACUUCCUAAGGCUAUGAGAAGGUAGCAUGUUUUAUUUAAUAUCAUAAAAGCCUUGAAAGAUAUAUUACCUUUAUUCCCAUUUUACAGAUGACCUACUGAGGCCAUGAGAUCAUGACUUGCCAGCAGUCUAAGGCACAGCAGAUAUUUAAAUUAGACUCUAGGCCAAAGUGCUGUAUUGUAUUGAUCUGGUGCAUAGAUAAACAAGCUAUCAUUCAAGUUAUCAUUACAUGGCUGUCGUUCAAGUUGUAACUUCACUUCUCUGUCUCUGGGCAAACAGAACAAAACUUCAGCAUUCAUGCACCUCCCACAAGCACAUAUAUAGUGUGCUCAUUUGACAGAAGAAAUUGAUUAGGACUCUGGUUAUUGGGUUAGGGGUUUUUAAUUUAUCUCUCCCUUAAUCUGAACAAAUUCUAGGUUCAAAAAAUGUGAUGGGAAAUUGCAGCAAGAAUUCUUAUUUUUGCAAUCUAUUUAUUUUUGCACUUUAUUAAAAAUAGAUUUUACACAGUAAAUACUACCCUCAAAUUCCGAACAGAGUGAAUGAAAUGUUUACCAAUAUCCCACCAGAAUGCCUCUUAAUUGCUUUCUAGCAGCUGUAAACCUGGGCUCAGGUAGACAUCCGCUGGAAAUAUGUUACAUAAAAUUGAUUCAUCCCCUGCUGAUCUUGCAGCGAAGGUACUCUAACCAAAACAAAUGAAGCAAGGCGUUCUCUGACCUAAAAAAUAUAGGGCUGUAGCACUUUGCAGUGGUUCAAGUCCUAUUUGAUGAGCAUCCAAAGGUCUUUUAACAAGAGUUGCCAUUACGUCUGGCCACCUCCUGAUGUGAGGGUGCAGGUUAUUUGAAAACAUUUACAGAUGCAGUUGAGAUCUUAGCAACCCCAACAACCAGGCUUUUAUGUUUUGUCGAAAAUAAGAGCUAUGGUAAAAAAAAAAAAAAGAUCUCAGGGCAGGUUUUGACUGGGGGGAAAUGCUUAAACAGUUCAAGUUUGUAAACUGUUUUGUAACCACUGGUGCUGUUUGUGGAGACAUUGAGGAAUGUGAAUGAACUGACUAUUAUGAGAAUAGGCAAAACACCUUCUGCUCUCCUUUCUUGCAUGAAACGGACAGAACAGGUUCUACAUAUCUGUAGACAUAACAACGGCAUUUUUGAAUAGAACUGACUCCCAAUGCAAUGUGAGUAAAAAAUGGGCAGAGGGCUUCCCUGAAACCACAUGGCACUGGCUGAGACAUGGAAUUGCAGAAGACUAUUGUUGUUGUUUAAUCGUUUAGUCAUGUCCAACUCUUCGUGACCCCAUGGACCAGAGCACGCAAGGCACUCCUGUCUUCCACUGCCUCCCGCAGUUUAGUCAAACUCAUGCUGGUAGCUUGGAGAACACUAUCCAGCCAUCUCGUCCUCUGCCGUCCCCUUCUCCUUGUGCCCUCCUGCUUUCCCAACAUCAGGGUCUUUUCCAGGGAGUCUUCUCUUCUCAUGAGGUGGCCAAAGUAUUGGAGCCUCAGCUUCACGAUCUGUCCUUCCAGUGAGCACUCAGGGCUGAUUUCCUUAAGAAUGGAUAGGUUUGUCCUUCUUGCAGUCCAUGGGACUCUCAAGAGUCUCCUCCAGCACCAUAAUUCAAAAUCAUCAAUUCUUUGGCGAUCAGCCUUCUUUAUGGUCCAGCUCUCACUUCCAUACAUCACUACUGGAAAAACCAUAGCUUUAACUAUACAGACCUUUGUUGGCAAGGUGAUGUCUCUGCUUUUUAAGAUGCUGUUUAGGUUGGUCAUUGCUUUUCUCCCAUGAAGCAGGCGUCUUUUAAUUUCGUGACUGCUGUCACCAUCUGCAGUGAUCAUGGAGCCCAAGACUAUUACAAAGGUGCUAUGUGAUCUUUUCAUUCCUUUUGGGGAUGGGUGGGUGUGUUUGGCCUAUCUUGUUGAUAAGGUUAAAUACUUCCACCCACAACGAACAGAGACUAGAUUUCCUCCAGUGUAAGGCAUACAAACAGAACAUCCUGGGAGGGCAAACAUUUUGCUGUUUGUAUCCCGGAAAAUGAGACCCACAGAGUAGGAAAUGGUGAUGGUGGCUCUGAAUUACACAGUCCUUUAGUUUGAACAACAUGCCAAAUGGUAUUUAACUAAGUUGGCUCAUGUCAAGUUUGUGGUCAACCAAGACUCCUAGAUCCUUUUCACAUGUACUGCUCUCAAGCCAGGUGUCACCCAUCUUGUAUUUGUGCCUCUCAUUUUUUUUGUCCAAGUGCAAUACUUUACAUUUCUCCCUGUUAAAAUUCAUCUUGUUUGUUUUUGCCCAGUUCUCUAAGAGUACAAUGGGCAGAGAAGCACUUUUCGCAGUCUUCAUGUUUCAGUAUACUAAGUUAACUUUUUAAAACACUUGUUUGUCAAGGUUACAGAUAUCAAACAAAGGACGUAAUUCAAGCAAAUUUGAAGUGACAUUUUGUGUUAAACUUUAUAUAUUCUGUUAAGUAAAAGUUAUAGAUGUUCUUUUUCUUUUGUUGGAGCUGUGCCAGAAGCAUGCAAAUCAAUGUGCUGGAAAUGCAUGUGCUAUUUUAGCUCUGCAGCACAAUCCUACAUGCCUUCUCAAAAGUAAGUCCCACGGAUCUCAACUCAGCUUACUUCCAAGAAAUUAUCAGUAGGAUUAAAGACUUAAUAUGUUUGCUUAAAUAAAGAAUCAGUUGUUCUCUUUUAGUAAGAGCUGUAUUAUAGCUCUUAAUCAAAAGCUGUCCAAAAUAAAAGUUUACGCUUUUAUGCCAUAACCCUGGAAUCAUGUGACUCUGCAACCACUGCCAUAAUCUAGUUGUGUGGCAAAAUGCACUUCGUUUCAAAAUGCUGUUUUGUAUUUUUUUUAAAUAGGCAGAAUUGACUGUUCAAGAAAACCAUGCCGCUGACCAAGAAUUUAACUUGGAAAAAGUAAGUCUUCAUUGUUUUUCUGUUUCAAUGCAUGCAGAUGGCUGAUGUCUCAAAGAGACUGCAGAUAAAUCUGUAUUGGGUAUUGAAUUAUGAAAUGCUUUAUCCCUAAAUGAUUGCUCUACCAGUGUUCAACGUGCACAGUAUUUUGAUGGUUGCUAGAAAAAGGUGGUUGUAUACCUGUAGGGAUCCUGGGUUGUCAGAAUGCCAUAGUGACAGUCUCUAUGUCAAAAAGAAAAUCGAUUAAACCUCCAAAAUGAAACAGGGCACACAUAAAUGGGAGUUCCUUCUACAGGUAUAAAGGUUCCCUGUGUUGCCCAAACUAAUCUUGCAAUUUUCUUUUAGGAUUCUAGGGGAUUUGUGUGGGAUUUGGAAAGGGCAUGCACAGAACUCUGAAAAAGAAAAUCCAUGAAAUUGUGCUCUGGGAGUGGGGGAGAGAGGAUUAGGCUGAGCUAUGUUCAGUAGGCCCAUUCCCAAAUAAGUGGACAUAGAUUUGCAGCCAAAUGCAAUUUAUUUGAUACUGGUAGCAAGUUGUCUUCCAUGUUUGGUUAUAUUUGAGAUCAAGAGAUGUUUGUGAAGAAAAAUUGCUCUUGCAAACCCCAGAGGGAGAAAUGCCCAUAGAAGUGGUGGAUAAUUCCAUCAAAUGCCUCAUUCUCCUCAUACUGCGUUUUAGUUUUGCCAAAUGUUGGUAUCCUAUACUGUUCCUCUGAAAACACGAUUGUGUCACGCUAAUCAUGCGCUUUUAGUUCUUUUGAAGAUGCUAUUAACCAUUUUUGUAAUGUGCUAGGCCCGUUUGGAAGUGCACCGGUUUGGAAUCACUGGUUUUGAGAAAAAAGAGCAGCGAGUUAUGGAACAAGAACGUGCAAUCAUGUUGGGAGCAAAGGUAUUGUGUCUCUUUCUCUGCUGAGCUAUAAAAAGAGGACAUAAUUCUUCCCACCAGAAGACUCUGGAUAGAACUUGGCAUGGCAGUUGCACACCCAAGAGAUCACUGCCAAACAGCUGGAAGGUAGUAGCAUUAGGGAUUUUCCAGAGAAGGCAAGAGCAGGAGAGUGAGUAUUGAACUUUUCCUCUGCCUGCCACUACCUUCAGCCCUUACCUGCCACCCCUGCUCCAGUUUUCCUUCCAGUCACUGAGCCUGCAGGCAAGGGGCAAAUGGUAGGGCUCUCUGUCUUCUGUUUUUCUGCUGGAAACCACUCCUCACAUCACCACUACUGCUGUUAGGCAAGAAGGUAAAGGUAAAGGGACCCCUGACCAUUAGGUCCAGUUGUGGCCGACUCUGGGGUUGUGGCGCUCAUCUCGCUUUACUGGCCGAGGGAGCCGGCGUACAGCUUCCGGGUCAUGUGGCCAGCAUGACUAAGCCGCUUCUGGCGAACCAGAGCAGCGCACGGAAACGCCGUUUACCUUUCCGCCAGAGCGGUACCUAUUUAUCUACUUGCACUUCCUGCUUUCAAACUGCUAGGUUGGCAGGAGCUGGGACUGAACAACAGGAGCUCGCCCUGUUGCGGGGAUUCGAACCGCCGACCUUCUGAUCAGCAAGCCCUAGGCUCUGUGGUUUAACCCACAGCGCAACCCGUGUCCCUUGUUAGGAAAGAACUCUAGAAUAAAAACUUAUUCUGGUAUUGCAAGCUCAACACACCCAGAGCUGAGUUUGAACCAGGGGUUGUAAAGGGCUGAACUCUAGAAUCAGUUUUUAUUCUAGAGUUCAGUCCCUGGUUCAAACUCAGCUCUGGUUGUGUUGAGCUUUCAAUACCGGCAAUGCAUUUGCUUCUAACUGGGAAAAUAGUGGGUGGGGGUUCUUGGUUGCAUUUCUGGCAAAACAGUCCCCAGUUCAUUUUUUAAAACGUUUCGGUGAUAUGAGUCAGAAGGCUGGAAACCAAGCCAAUCCACACAUCCCAGAAAGUCAUACCUGUGUUAGUAAAGGGGGCCUGUUUUAAUGGCAUCCCCAAAGUUAAAUAAUCAAAUUCAGAUGUUUUAAUAUUUAAAGAAGCCAAGAAUCCUCCUUUGGAGAAGGUUGCACCGUCUGUUAAGUUUCUGCUUCAGACUGCCUUUACCUUUUGUAUUGAUUUGCAUGUUGGUGAAAUGAGUCAUUUUUGAAAUUGUUGCAGCCUCCUAAAAAGCAGUAUUUGAACUACAAGAUUCUGCAGCAGAAAAUCAAAGAAAUGAAAGCAGCAAAGAAGGAAGAAAACAUGACGGUUUGUGUCAAAUGUUUCCUAUGAAAACAAAAUGCAAAGUCCAGCAGCCACUUGCUGGAUAAAAGUUCAGGUUUCCACAAGGAUGAACACUGGAAAAUCUAGUGUGGGGGUUUCUGAUGAAGCCACACCAGUGCCCACAGUUGGAUAAUAACUGUGUCAUGUGCCUGGCAUAGUGGCUGUUCUAAUCAACACUCGUUGCAAUUGGGAGCCAUGUUUGAUUGACUCCGGAGACUACUGGCUAGCUGCUAAUGUAUACUUACUGCUUUUCAUUAACAGGAAAAUAAACCUAAUUCUCUCAAGAGGCAGAAGAAAAAAGGGCCCGAAGAAAGGUGAGACAGUAUUUACGGAAGUACAUCAAUGAGUAGUAAAAGAAACUGGAUCUGUUUUCAGCUUUGCUAAUGAAGACACAGUAACCGAAUGUCAGGCUAGGAACCAUAAAAAUGCUCAAGGCGUGUGCAAGGGCCUAGGCUUUCCCUGGGGGAAUGACUUCUUUUACACAUAAUGCUAAUUCGUAACUAACUGCUAAGGAAAUGCACCUUGGUGAAUCUUGGAUUCACAUAUAUCCCUGCCCCCCUUCUGCUCUUCCCCCUGUAGCCGCAAGGACAUAAGAAGGAUCUGCUUUUAAAUUAACCAGUGUUCUUCAUUAUGUCUGAAGUUGAGGGAACUCUGGUUUGUUCAAAUCGAGGAUGGAGGACCUUUUCGAGCCAAAGGGUUGCAUACCCUUCUGGGUAGCUUGCUGGGGACCACAUAUCAGUGGCGAGUGGGCCCAGAAGUAAAAGUGGAUGAAACAAAGAGUGUCAAUUCACCUUUGUACACUAGAGUAAUUUCUAAAUGCACUCAACUCAUCCCUCUCUGUCCUCAAUCCAGGGAGGCAAGGGGCAUUGCCCAGGUCAAGGAAACGUUCUAAGCAGGCAAAAAUACUCAAGGAGGGUGUUUAGGGACAAGCGGGAGUGUGGCUGGGGAGGGAACAUGACCUGAGGAGAGUCCUGAGGGCCAUACAGACAGGCUUCAAGGGCCACAUUCAGACCCUGGCUCAAGGCUCCCAAACACUGGUUUAAAUGAAAAUUGGUUCUAUCAGGCCAAGAUCAAACCAUUGUUUAUGAUCCUUGCUAGUAAGCCACACUUUAAACUAACCAGCAUUUCCCAAGUCUGGACAUAACAGGAAACUCUAGUUAGAUAACAACUGGAUAUUUCCACUGUCCUCCGCAUGGCAACUCUAGGAGAGGAGGAGCAUGUGAGCCCGGUGCUCUUUGCUUCUUAUGCACCACGCCCUGAAUUAUGGAUUAAUAUUGUAUGCAAAAUGGGUCAUUGACUAUUUCUUAGAACUGCAGCCUUCUAUGCCAUUUCACAAUCUGCUUUUAGUCCUUUUAGUUUCAAAAGUGAAUUUCCAUGUUACAUAGAGAGCUGUAACAUGGGACAUGUAGAACUAAUUACAGGAAUCUUUGGAUCCUGAACUAAAUUUUUUCCUUUAAGAAUAGAAGAAUACAAAACAGGUUUUGUUUGGUUUUGAACACACUACUGUGAUCUCCUCAGUAUAAAACUCUGAUAGUGUGUUUUCUGCCAAUCUUUUCGCAUCCUAAACAGGUAGUAAUUUUAGCUACAUUGUUGUAUUUGGAUUUAAAGCAUACCUAUCUUAAAACAUUUCUUGUGAAACCUAAAAAUGGUUAGUAUUUUCGUUAGCAUCUGAUGAUACUUUUCUUUUAAAAGCAGAAAAUCGAAAAAGAAGAAGAAGCAGAGUAUGUUACCAACGGGGCAGGUUGGAACUUUUAAAAACGGCACUCUCAUACUUCGAAGUUCUGACAUAAAGAAAAUAAAGUCUUCUAAAGUCAUUAAGUAACGUCACUGCAUCAUGUUCAAAUGGAAAAUGAAAUGGAUAAACUUUGUAGCAAAAUAAACUUUUUUUAAAAAAAAC
Podarcis lilfordi (Lilford's wall lizard) is the source of this 11596-nucleotide messenger RNA. Lineage: Eukaryota; Metazoa; Chordata; Lepidosauria; Squamata; Lacertidae. The record is from the annotation of a GenBank genome assembly.